CAGAGAGGAGGGCGCGGGUACAGCGCCGCCUGUCACCGGAGGACGAGGUCGGAGUCCUGAUCCCGGCGGGUCCCUGCUGUUCUAGCCGCCCAGGCCCGCACCGAGCGCCAUGGCCCAGCCACCGCCCGACGUCAGCGAGGACGACUGUCUCCCGGAGUACCGCCACCUCUUCUGUCCGGACUUGCUUCGUGACAAGGUAGCCUUCAUCACAGGCGGUGGCUCUGGAAUCGGGUUCCGGAUUGCUGAGAUUUUCAUGCGGCACGGCUGCCACACAGUCAUCGCCAGCAGAAGUCUUCCUAGAGUGUCGAUGGCUGCCAGAAAGCUGGCUGCUGCCACUGGCCAGAGGUGCCUCCCUUUAUCUCUGGACGUCCGAGCUCCCCUGGCCAUCAUGGCAGCCGUGGAGCAGGCUCUGAAGGAGUUCGGGAAGAUCGACAUUCUCAUUAACUGUGCAGCCGGGAACUUCCUGUGCCCUGCCAGUGCCUUGUCUUCCAACGCCUUCAAGACCGUGAUGGACAUCGACACCUUGGGCACCUUCAACGUGUCUCGUGUACUCUACGAGAAGUUCUUCCGUGGCCAUGGCGGGGUGAUCGUGAACAUCACUGCAACCCUGGGUACCCGCGGGCAGGUGCUCCAAGUGCAUGCAGGCUCUGCCAAGGCGGCCGUGGAUGCGAUGACACGGCACCUGGCUGUGGAGUGGGGCCCCCAGAACAUCCGCGUCAACAGCCUUGCCCCCGGCCCCAUCAGCGGCACAGAGGGCUUCCGGCGGCUGGGCAGGGGACAGUGUGCUGCAGAGGAGCUGGUCCACACCUGCUCUCGGAUCCCUGUGACCUGCCUCCCGCCUGCCCAGCCUGAGCGCCAAACCUGACAAUUCCAACAGAGUGACUGAAGCAGAGACUGGCCUUUCCUCUAGGAACCGUGCUGCAUCCACAUUCCCUCCCCAUGGCCCCGUCUCCCAUGCAUGGCGGCAGGGACUAGGCAGUGUGGCUGGCCUGCUGACCUGCUCACACACGCCGGGGAGGUCUGGGUUCCAGGGCUUCGAGAGUGUUGAGGAGGCCAGGACGCAGGGGUGUCCCCCUUGCACAACCCAGGGUCAGGGCUGUCCCGCCACCCCAGCCCCUGCCUAGGCUGGCCUCCUUUCCCCUCCUGCCUGCAUCCAGUGGGUGUCCUGAGGUGGCUCCCAUGGCCUGGGUGGAGAGAAGGGGUCAUUUCAGGCUGUCUUCUCUUCCUUGCUCUCCCGCUUUGAGACCUUUGCUUGGCAAAGAAAUGCCAAACUAGGGAAGCUGGAGGAGCGUGUUUGAGCCUCUCCAUAAGACCUGUGUCCUGGGUCCUAUCACAGGGGGUGUGGGCUGCAGAAGGGACCUCUGCCGGCCUCCAGUGACGGGCAGGGUUGCUCCCCACCUGCCCUGGAGUCUGUCCUUUGCUGGGACAUCCCCAGAGGACUUAGUCCUUGGUCAUUUAGGGGCUCACUUUCUAGGUCCUCCAGGUGGCCUGUCCCCGUUGUCACCAGCACCCUCCCUCACGCCCAGGGGUUGGGGGAUCUCUGGGCCCUCAAUUCUUCCCCAAUGACCACUCUUUGACACACACCCAGGCCAGGACCUAAGGGGGCCACUUGGAUCCUGGGCUUGUUUUCUGUGCUGUUUGUUACAAACUUCAAGGUGCUCAAAGCUGUCGGUCUGCCCUCUGGCUGGACAUGCGGCUUGGGUGCCCCCUUCCUCCCUGCCUCCCACCCUGCCCCCACCUGUACCAUCCAUUUGCAUAAGCACGGGUCCAAGAGUUUUGCCAGAAAAUGCAUUUACUUAAAAAAUAAUC
Molecule: messenger RNA, 1809 nt
Organism: Mesoplodon densirostris (Blainville's beaked whale)
Lineage: Eukaryota; Metazoa; Chordata; Mammalia; Artiodactyla; Ziphiidae
Gene: DECR2
Product: 2,4-dienoyl-CoA reductase 2
Exons: 8
Coding region: 110-865 (251 amino acids)
Biological process (GO): fatty acid catabolic process
Molecular function (GO): 2,4-dienoyl-CoA reductase (NADPH) activity
Source: RefSeq, a predicted model, not a curated record